GGGCGUGGCCCGGGGUGGCCGCCUGACCGGCGCGACCGCCGCGCCCACCUCCUUCCUUCUCUACCCGGCCUCUUGUGGGACCGGCCCAAGUCCUUGCGGGCCCCUGCGCUUCCCAGCCCCGGCGCCAGCCUUCUCCUGUGGGGCGGGGCCCCGACUUCCCUCUCCCACGCCCUGCUGGGUACCGGUGCCCCGCCGUCCUCUGCUCCGCCAGGGGUCCCCGUCUCUGGCCCGGCCCCAUGGCGCUGCAGGCGCUGCAGAGCUCGGGGGUGGCCUUCCGCAAGAUCCUGUCUCACUUCCCCGAGGAGCUGAGCCUGGCUUUCGCCUACGGCUCCGGGGUGUACCGCCAGGCAGGGCCCUGCUCGAACCAGAAGAAUGCCAUGCUGGACUUUGUGUUCACCGUAGAUGACCCUGUCGCGUGGCAUUCAAAGAACCUGAAGAAAAACUGGAACCAUUACUCCUUCCUCAAAGUUCUGGGGCCCAAGAUGAUCAGCAACGUCCAGAAUAACUACGGCGCCGGCGUUUACUACAAUCCGUUGAUCACAUGUGACGGGAGGCUUAUCAAAUAUGGAGUUAUUAGCACUAGUAUUUUGAUUGAAGAUCUCCUCAACUGGAAUAACUUAUACAUUGCUGGACGACUCCAAAAACCGGUGAAGAUCAUCGCACUGAAUGAGAAUGUCGCUCUCAGGUCAGCCCUGGAUAAAAAUCUCAAGAGCGCUGUGACCGCGGCUUUCCUCAUGCUCCCCGAGAGCUUCUCCGAGGAGGACCUGUUUCUAGAGAUCGCCGGACUCUCCUAUUCAGGUGACUUUCGGAUGGUGGUGGGAGAGGAUAAGGCAAAAGUGUUGAAUAUUGUGAAGCCCAACAUAGCCCACUUCCGUGAGCUGUAUGGCAGCAUUCUGCAGGAGAACCCCCAAGUGGUGUAUAAAAUCCAGCAAGGCAGCCUGGAGAUAGAUAAAAGCCCAGAAGGACAAUUCACUCAGCUGAUGACAUUGCCCAAAACCCUACAGCAGCGAAUAAAUCACAUCAUGGACCCUCCUGGGAAAAACAGAGACGUGGAAGAAACGCUGUUGCAAGUCGCUCACGACCCCGACUGUGGAGAGGUGGUGCGGCUAGGGCUCUCGGCAAUCGUGAGACCUUCCAGCAUGAGGCAGAGCACCAAAGGCAUUUUCACUGCUGGUAUUGUCAAACGAUGGACUUUCUAGCUCCGUCUUUCUUUCUGCAGCCAUCUACUGAGCAUCCCUCAGCUGCACGCCACACAGGGUACCAAGUGAACACAAGCCCAUCCUGCCAUCAAGGACUCCAUAACCUAGGAGGGAAGACGGGCAUAAACAGAAGUUGACAGUACAGGGGAUAAAUGGCACAGAGGUGACCAGAGGAAGAGAGUGAUCUCUCAGCCUGAUUCUGAUCCCUGGGCUGAGGCUGCCGGGGAGCUGCACACAAUCAUACCUCCUGACAGCUCACCCCCCGCUGCCUGGGCACUGCCAAGGGUGGCCCUCCUGAGUCUUCGGGGAGAUUCAGCCAGGGAGUCAACAAGGGUUUAGUAGCACAUAUGCCAGAAAUACUCAGCUGAAGAUUUUCCUGGCAUGCAGGGGUGCAUGGCUUUGCGUUUCCAAUUAAGGUAUUUAUUUAAUCUAUCUUCCUGCUGAUUUGUCCUGGCAAGGCCGAAUAUGAGGUGCUUCUGUUUGCUGGGUGGCUCAGGCUGUUAAUCUGUGCUCUGCAUGAUCGCAGCUGCUUUGCCAUAACCCUCCUGGGGUGAGGCCAGGUGCUUGGGCACCUUUUACUUUUGGCUUCCUGUGCUAUAAGGAACUGCAAGGUUUACUGAUUUUCUUUUUUAGUUGUGAUAAUGCUGGUGUUACAAGGUUAAAAAUCAUUUUCUUUUAGAAAUACGUACUAAGAUAUUUACAGAUGGAAUGACAGGUGUCUGAGACUUCUUCAAAAGAAAAUAUGGUAGAGGGACGUGGGUGAGGAGGGUGACGCAAGAUUGGCCCUGAGUUGGCACAUUGUUGAAGCUGGGUGAAUGUGUGUGGGAACACACUGUGCUGUUCUUUUAUAAAUCUGAGUUUUCCUCAAAUAAAAGUUUUCGGGAAAAAUCCCUCCUUAUCUCUUGAUACGUCAACCUGAAGUCAAUCUCUGAUCCUCUUUCCACUUGUUCUUUCCCAUCGCCAGCAGAGGGCGGUGGAGAUCGCCUCAUAGAGCCACAGCCCAGGCUCCCCCGGGGCCGGAGCACCCAGUGCUAGUUCCCUGGCGUGCUUGCUGCCUGCUUUCCUUUCCCUUCUAAAGAUGCCUCGUUGGAUUGUGGAAGUCCAGAGUGACCACCAAGGUCUCAGGAACUGCGGAAAGUGACAAGCAUUCCUAAAUCCUCUGGGUUUCCUACCUGUGCUGUGCCUUCUCUGGUGCACGGGGUUGAGGGCAGGGGUCUGUGAGUCCGGGACGAGGGUUCCAGUUCCAGCUCAGAUACUGUGACGUGGGUGAGUUACCUGAUUUUUCCGGGUUUGAAUUUCAUAGGGAUAGUUCUACCGACCUUACCAGGUCGUGAAAAGAUACAUGAAAGUAUCCAGCACCGUGUCUGGUCUUUCCUCUUUGGUUUCCUCACCCGAGCAUCUCCGGACCUCUCUCUGGAACGUGCUGGUCCCUUCACCUGUCUGCAUCUGGAGGAGGCGAGCAGCCAUGGGCCCCUCGUGGCAAGCACAGACCCUCUCUCCUCCUGCGCUCUGCUUUUAGAAGUCCUCUUGCUGUAAUCAGAGAAGAGGUGCAAGCAGUAUUCAGAAGGCAGGUCACUGGAUCUUGGUGGUCGGAGGGAUGUGGCAGGGAAGGAGGGGCAGAGAUAGCUCCCAGGUCUCUGGCUCCGGAGGCAGGAGACAGCGGUGCCCUUCCUGGAGGUGAGGGAGCGUCGGGGAGGAGGAUGAGUUUAAUUUUUGAAAUUUUGCUCUAUUUUCCCCACUUGACUUUCUGGUUAAUCAGAAUGAACUGUGGGGUCAAAUACUUGUUUACCUCUCUAGCUACGAAAGAUUCAACUGAAUUAGCAAGACAGCUUGAGUCUUAAUCCUAAACAGAUUCCAGCGGGCCUCAGUUUGACCCUCACAGCCCUUCCCUGAGCAUCACAAAAGGCAUCACUGAUUGUCCCCUGCUUUUUCAUUUUUUUUUUUUAUAACCGAAACCUUUUUUGCCCCCAUUUUUUGGUACCUACACGUUUAAAUAAGAAAACCACAUGAUAGCAGUUAAGAUUUUUCUGGUGAUAUAUUUAUCAUUUAAACCUGAAAGCUUUAAAAAUAAAUUGUACUUCUGUCUCAGAGGAGAUUUUCUUUGUAGAUACAGCUCCUGUGGCUGGAAAUUAAUUGGAGGAAGGUUACUGAUUUCCUCAUUUAUAAAAGUACAGGAAGGUGGCAACCUCUCACAACCUGGUCGCAUCCCUGUCUCAUGUUGUUUCCUGGAGAAUUUUGUCUGUCCUUGGACUCAUCAGUUUAAGGUCACAUAGGGAAUUCGUAGUCUUACGUGUGUAGUCAUUUUGCGUAGGUCCCAUGAAACAAGCUGGAAAUCAACAGAAGAAAAACCUUAGGAGCCACAUAGUGAAGUGGAUUCCCAUGUGCUUCCAGAACAAAAUCCUGACUUUGGCUGCCACUCAGAGUUCACGACGAUGAGCUUCAAGGCAGUAAGGAUCUGCCUAAAGGGACGUAACUAGGAGACUUGGCAUCUCUACCCACUGGGCAGGAGCACAGGUGACCAGGAUGGCUCUUAGAGUAAAGUUUCUCUCCUAGCAGGUUGUCUUCUCAAGACGCAUUCUAAAUGCAGGCUUCCUAAAUCACCAUCCUUUUCUUUAGAAAGGAAGCAAAACCCAAACGUAAACUUGGUGUCGGCCCAGUAGACCUCUGUGGAUUGGAAUCUCUGUGAGGGCAGAGGCCAGAACUGCUGCUCGUACCAGUGUCCCCAGCAGCUAGCUCAGGUCUUGUAGGUGCAGGUGCCCAGUGAAUUCUUGUUCACAGUAUUUCAGUGACUGAAUACAUGGAAGAUCCGGAAUCUUCUGGCCUUAGGAGAAAUCUCCAUAUAUACAGAGAAGUGCACAAAUGUGGUGAAUUUUCACAAAGGGAACACACUCAUGAGCCCAGUGCCCAGUUGAAGAGCUAUAACAGGGCCAGUCCCCAGAGCCCCACUGUGUCCCAUCCGUCACCACCCCUCCAACAGUAACUGCAAAUGCCCUGCUUCUGUUUUGCCCAUUUUUGAACUUAACAUAAAUACGAACCUCCUUGUGUCUUUCGCUCCUCGUACCAUCGCUGAGAUUCAUCGCGGUGUUGGGAGAAGUACACUGAUUCUCGUUGCAACUAGUCCAUUGCAUGACUAUUGCACGAUUUAUCCGUUCUACUGUUGGUGAUUCCCUGGGUUGCUUCCAGCUUGGAGCUGCUUCUCAGAGUCCUGCUGUGCGUGUUUUGUGCCUGACUCUUGGUGAGCGUACGUAUGCAUCAGGUUAGGUGUCUGCGUAGGGAAUUACUGGAUCAUAAAGGACGCGAAUGUCCAGCUGCAGGAGAUGCUACCGAACAGUUGUCCAAAUCACUCCCGUGGGCGGAGUUCCUGCACCUCCGUGGCCGAUGCUUGGUACUGUGUCAUCCUCACUUCAGGCACUCUGGUAGGUGAGUCGUGGUGUCAUACUGGAGUUGUAACUUAUGUUUUCCUGACGACCAGUGAAGUUUGGGUGUUUGUUCAUGUGUUUACUUGGAUAUACUCUUUUGUGAAGUGCCUCUUCUAGUGUUUUGUUCAUUUUUCUGUUGAACUGUCUGCCUUUUCCUUACACUGAAUUCUCCAUGUGGCCUGGACGCAGGUCCUUCACUGGGUAUGUGUGUAGUGCAAAGCUCACUCACUCUGGGGCUUGUCUUUUGACUCUCUUAAUGGUGUCUUUUGGUGAAAAGAAGGGCUUAAUCUUACUUAGUCCAGUUUAUCAAUUUUGUCCUUUAAGGUUAGCAGCGUUUUGUGUCCUGGUUAGGAAAUUUUGCCUCCUUCAAGUUCAUGAAGUUUCAUCCUCCACCUUUGUUGCAAUUAAAAUAUUAAGGCAGAAAGGGUUUUUCCUUCUAAUCUGUUAGUUCUUAACCUUUUGCAAAUCCUGGCUCCCCUGUGAGCCUGACUAAAACUCGGGGCUUCUGCACAGAUGUGUGCACACAGCAGACUGCCCAUGGUUCCAGGGAGCUCACAUGCUGACGUCGGAGAACCCCUCAUCCCGUCCAGCCCUGCACUCUGCCCAGAGAAGGGGUCACCCUGUGGCCCAGCUGGGGCUACAUCCACGUCUCCUGACUCCCAUUCCAGUGCUCUUCUUAAUGCAGUUCCCUGCUGUGAUCUUUCUGAGAAUGUGUCUCUGGCAGAGCCGUCGAAAGGAGAGACUUUUUAAUGAAGAGAAGUUUCUGUCCGGUGGCGGCAAAACAUGUGGCUCCAUGGGGACCCUCCUGGGCUUCCGUGUGCUCACCUUCAACGCUAGGUCCUCGCAGCCUGUAAGUGAGGUUUUCCAAGCUGAUCCCGGACUUACCACGGUCCAUGCAUCUUCCUCUCGCUGUGACUCGGCGCCCCAGGGUUGCUCUGUUAACCUCUCUGUGUGCAACCACCUUAGUGACUUGAUUGGUUCUGGCUGGAAUUUUUAAAAGCACCUUACGUAAUGAGUGUUCGGUCUCAAUGCUCAGAUGGGUGAGGCUUACCAGAGUGGUUGCUCCGGGGAGAAAAUUAAAAGGAGUGGAGGCGGAGAAAGCAGCUCCGAGGCUCUUGGCUAGGCUGUUGGUUUGCAGUAGUCAGUCCGUGGACCAGCCAUGCCAGCGUUUCUAGAAGCAUCUGCUAAUGGUUUUACUGGUACCCUGCCUUUUUACCUGCCAGUGCCUGUAGUAGCCUUGUGAAAGGUCCUCAGUGCACCAGGCCGCCUACAGGUAGUGUGGCAGGUGUUCUCAAGAGAGCACAGACUCCAGGGCGGGGAGUGUCCGGAACCAGCCCGGGGACUGUCAGCAGUGCCCCCUGAGCGCACCGCCUCUGACGCCCGCAGUGCGGCCGCGAUCUCGUCCUCAGCGUGGAGGGGGUUGAGCCCACGGUACCGCCUGCACGUCAGAUCCCAGGGGAUCUGACAGGCGGUAACAUCUCGUUUAUUCUGUCUCGUGUGACUUCUUUCCCGUGAGCCCCAGAGAGCCUCUUCUCCGGUUUCAUCGGGUGCCUGUGGUUAUGUAGGCGGGGUGCUAGAAGGUUCCAAGUCUGAGUGAGGUGCUUCUGCUCCAUCAUUACAAGUGCUUACUGAGCACCUCUGUGCUGGGUUCAGCACCGGGUAAUGGGGACCCAGUGAUGAGUCGGACAAGGUCCCCGUCCUCACAUGGCGCCUGGUCUGGGCAGCGGGGCAGGCGAGCACCGCAGUGUGGUGAGGGCCGGGCUGGAGGCGCGCGCCGGCCGUGGGACGGGCGGUCGGUGUCUGAGUCAGCCCAGAGGGGCUUCGGAGCCUCCCAGGCGCAGAGGGACGGAGACGCCCCUCGCGGAGACCAGCGGCAGUGCGCUGGGGGUGGUUGGGAGACACUGGUGGGUGGAAAGGGGGCCGAGGUUGCCCACUUACACACAGAGUCUUGUCUGUGUCUGUGUCUGCCUUUCUCCUUUUUAAAGGAGCUGCUAAAUUCAGAGGUUGCUCGUAAUCACAAGCGUCCCUGACCCCAGAAGCUUGGGUGCCUCUGGCGUCUGUGUCACUGCCUCCGCAGAUGCCGACCUCAGUCUCUUCCCCUCGCGUUGACCACAGUGGCCCCGGGUCUCCUGGACCCCUUGGCCAGCCCAUCGCUGCUCCACUCUGAAGAUGAGCCUGUGUAACAAGUGUCCUGGAGCCCCUGCUGAGUGUCCGCUCAGUGAGCCUCGGCGUUCUCACUCUCUCUUCUUUUCUC
Vicugna pacos (alpaca) is the source of this 6872-nucleotide messenger RNA. RefSeq names its product TAM41 mitochondrial translocator assembly and maintenance homolog (gene TAMM41). Gene Ontology annotation, cellular component: mitochondrion. Lineage: Eukaryota; Metazoa; Chordata; Mammalia; Artiodactyla; Camelidae. Gene Ontology annotation, molecular function: phosphatidate cytidylyltransferase activity. The record is from RefSeq and is a predicted model, not a curated record. Gene Ontology annotation, biological process: cardiolipin biosynthetic process; CDP-diacylglycerol biosynthetic process.